Messenger RNA from Aspergillus wentii DTO 134E9, 1080 nucleotides. RefSeq names its product putative C6 finger domain protein. Lineage: Eukaryota; Fungi; Ascomycota; Eurotiomycetes; Eurotiales; Aspergillaceae. Bases 1 to 1080 code for a protein of 359 amino acids. The record is from RefSeq and is a predicted model, not a curated record. Gene Ontology annotation, molecular function: zinc ion binding; DNA-binding transcription factor activity, RNA polymerase II-specific. The transcript is spliced from 3 exons. Gene Ontology annotation, biological process: regulation of DNA-templated transcription.
AUGGAGGGCUCGUCCGUCUCGAACGCAGACAAGAAGCGCAAUAAACUGGGCUACCAUCGCACCUCUGUCGCAUGUGUGCACUGUCGGCGGCGAAAGAUUCGAUGUCUCGUGGCGGCGGACGAUGCUCAGGGCCGAUGCGAAAACUGUAUCCGACUGCGAAAAGAGUGUCAAUUCUACCCCGUUGACCAACAACCGCCGGUCGAGAAGAAGUCGCGGCCGAGUUCGCGAUUAGAAACGACCUCGACGGACCCCUCGACCACUUCGUCGCCUCCUCCUAAUGCCAGCGGGGCUCCUGAAGGGGCAGAGAACUUCUUCUCCUACCAGCCCAUGCCGUUGAGCUCCAGCCAGGAAGUGCCUGCGUUCAGUGCGAGUGGGACCUUCCCCGGCAAUCCAAUGCCCUCGUUUGCACCAGGUUUAAUAGUUGGCAAUAGUGUGGGAUCUACCGAUUUCGCACCAGCAGCACCACCGCUCGACCCUUCCGUCCCCUGGGAUGAGUUUACCACAAUAUCCGAUCCUCAGAUGCUGGCGUCGAUGAACGCAGGGAAGUCGCAGAUGAUGAACCUGUCUCCCAACGUAUGGAGCAGCCCUGGCGGUACUCCAAUUACGCCCAUCCCAUCUACAUCUCCCAUGACGGCUACACCAACCGUGCCAUCUCAGUCGCAACCCAUGAACGCUCCUCCGACCUUUGCCAUGCAGCCCGACGGCUCAGUAUGGCAAGUACCACAACCUCGCUCGAUGAGCUACCCAGCACAACAGGACAUGGCAACAUACCCAAACCCCAAUCAGUUUCCGCCGCAGAUGCAUGCAGACUUGAAGCGGAGGAUGACCAGCCCGGCGAAUGCGUUUCCCGGAACACCGAUCAACGCUCAGAGCCCUAAUAUGCAAGGGGCCCCCGUCUCGAUGUCGUACCCCGGUCAACCAACACCAAUGGGAUUUCCCGGAUGGCAAGACAUGAGCAGCAUGGGCCAGUUGGACGUUGUGCCUUACCCGAUGUACGCAGGAGAUCCAGCCGGUCAUGCCACGCCUUUCGCCAGUCCCCCGAUGGGACAUCCGAGCCACGGCCAUUCACCUCAACACUGA